Molecule: messenger RNA, 1488 nt
Organism: Enterobius vermicularis (human pinworm)
Lineage: Eukaryota; Metazoa; Nematoda; Chromadorea; Rhabditida; Oxyuridae
Source: the annotation of a GenBank genome assembly
AUGUCUGAAAACGUUGCUCAUCGAAAGGUUCAAUGCUUCUUGUGCAACCUGCACGGUAAUCCUAAAGUGGGCUUGAAUUUUGAAGAAGAAAGAAAUCGUUGCGUAGCAGAAAAGAAACUUUUUGAAGAUCCGGAAUUUCCUGCAAGCGACGAAAGUCUUUAUAUGCAAAAAGCAGGAGAACAAAGCAGCGAAACAGAGUUUCAAAAGACACACAGAGGUUACAUUUGGAAGAGACCCGGAGAAAUAGUGGAAGAUCCCCAAUUUAUUGUAUCUGGCCAAAGUCGUUUUGAUGUUACUCAGGGGGCUCUCAGUGAUUGUUGUUUGAGCGCUUGUGCUUCAACGUUGCCACUGCAUGAAAAAUUGCUUCAUCAGGUCGUACCGUUAAAUCAAGGAUUUAAAGAGGGAUAUGCAGGUAAAAGAAUUUUUCAUUUUCAAUUUUGGCAUUAUGGCGAAUGGGUUGAUGUGGUCAUUGAUGAUCGCCUGCCCACCAAGAAUAACCACUUGGCAUUCAUGAGAUCUGAAGAUAAAAACGAAUUUUGGAGUUCAUUACUCGAAAAAGCUUAUGCAAAAUUAUGGGGCAGCUAUGAAGCUAUAACUGAUGGCUGCUUGGCAGAUAUCAUGGAAGAUAUGACAGCUGGGAUUGUGGUGAAUUAUACAAUCAGCGAAUACGACAGGACAACGUUGCGUAAGAUUGCUAAAAAGGCGUUUGCAAUGCGAUCUCUAAUAACAUGUGGCAUCGAUCGUUCAAAAGGGAAUUCCGGCAAUGAAUUGGUCCCCAAUCACGCUUAUGGCAUUACGGGUUUUGAAACGGUGCAAUACUUUGGUCGAGAAGUCUUCCUCGUUCGUCUUCGUAACCCGUGGGGUAACGCAAUUCAGUGGAAAGGACCUUUUGGUGAUAAGGCUGCAGAAUGGGAUUAUGUCUCAGAAGAUGAUAAGGAAAGGCUGUUGGUUGUCAAAGAUGACGGUGAAUUCUGGAUGGUGUGGGAUGACUUUAUGCGUCAGUUUUCAACUAUGCAUAUAUGUAUGUUAGGUCAGGAAAGUGUCAGAGAGGAUCAGGGCCUGUCCGACAAGAAUUCUAAUGAAACACGUGGUUGGCAAUAUGUGGAAAUUCACGGCGAGUGGUCAGCUGAAAAGGGUGUUGCUGGAGGACUGAAAUCUGGAAAUUUUACGUGUAAUCCACAGUACAGCAUCCGUAUACCAGAUGAUGGAGAUGAAGAAACAUCACUAAUAAUUGAAGUCAUGCAAAAACAUGAAAAAGAAACCAAAGGGACGUUUGUCAAAAGAAUUGGUUUUGCGAUGCUCUCAAGAAAUAGAGACCUAAAGAGGGUUAGCGAGGAUGAUAUUCUGCAAGACACAGCGUGGGUCACUGUUAAACAUAUCACAAUACACUCAGGUGAUUACUGCUUGAUUGUGUCUACGGAAAAUGGUAAUCAAAACGGUGAAUUCAUCUUGAGACUUCUUUUCGACAGGAAGAUUGAUGUCAUGUAA